This is a messenger RNA of Castor canadensis (American beaver), 5766 nucleotides long. It is a transcript of the gene Ncoa3, whose product is annotated as nuclear receptor coactivator 3. Gene Ontology annotation, molecular function: protein dimerization activity; nuclear receptor binding. Gene Ontology annotation, cellular component: nucleus. NCBI's taxonomy places the organism in Eukaryota, Metazoa, Chordata, Mammalia, Rodentia, Castoridae. Gene Ontology annotation, biological process: positive regulation of transcription by RNA polymerase II; cellular response to hormone stimulus. The record is from RefSeq and is a predicted model, not a curated record.
GACGGCGGCGGCCGCGGCUGAGUCGGUGGUGGCGGCGGCGCCUUCGGCUCAGCGGCGAGUUUCCGAUUUAAAGCGGAGCUGUGAGGAAAAUGGCGGCGGGUGGAUCAAAAUACUUGCUGAACAGUGGACUCAGAGACUAUUAAAAAAUAAAAAUCCUACCUGAGCAUCAUAUGACUGGUUAGAAAGUUGCUGAUGUAUAUUCAGGAUGAGUGGAUUAGGAGAAAACUCCUUGGACCCACUGUCCACUGAUUCACGAAAGCGCAAAUUGCCAUGUGAUACUCCAGGACAGGGUCUUACCUGCAGUGGUGAGAAGUGGAGACGGGAGCAGGAGAGUAAAUAUAUUGAAGAAUUGGCUGAACUAAUAUCUGCAAAUCUUAGUGACAUUGAUAAUUUCAAUGUCAAACCUGAUAAAUGUGCAAUUUUAAAGGAAACAGUGAGGCAGAUACGGCAAAUAAAAGAGCAAGGAAAAGCAAUUUCCAAUGAUGAUGAUGUUCAGAAAGCUGAUGUGUCAUCUACAGGACAGGGAGUUAUUGACAAAGACUCUUUAGGACCACUUUUACUUCAGGCAUUGGAUGGUUUCUUGUUCGUGGUGAAUAGAGAUGGAAACAUCGUAUUUGUAUCAGAAAAUGUUGCACAGUAUCUACAAUAUAAGCAGGAAGAGCUCGUCAAUACAAGUGUCUACACUAUCUUGCAUGAAGAGGACAGAAAGGAUUUUCUUAAAAACUUACCGAAAUCUACAGUUAAUGGAGUUUCCUGGACAAAUGAGACCCAGAGACAGAAAAGUCACACAUUUAAUUGUCGUAUGUUGAUGAAAACAACACGUGAUAUUUUGGAAGACAUGAACACCAGUCCUGAAAUUCGCCAGAGAUACGAAACAAUGCAGUGCUUUGCUCUGUCUCAGCCACGCGCCAUGAUGGAGGAAGGGGAAGAUUUGCAGUCCUGUAUGAUCUGUGUGGCACGCCGUAUUACUACUGGAGAAAGAGCUUUUCCGUCAAAUCCUGAGAGCUUUAUUACCAGGCAUGAUCUUUCAGGAAAAGUCGUCAAUAUAGAUACAAAUUCUCUAAGAUCCUCCAUGAGGCCUGGCUUUGAAGAUAUAAUCCGAAGGUGUAUCCAGAGGUUUUUUAGUCUUAAUGAUGGGCAGUCUUGGUCCCAGAAACGUCACUAUCAAGAAGCUUACAUUCACGGCCAUGCAGAAACCCCAGUGUAUCGGUUCUCCUUGGCUGAUGGAACUAUAGUGACUGCACAGACAAAAAGCAAACUCUUCCGAAAUCCUGUAACAAAUGAUCGUCACGGCUUUGUCUCAACCCACUUUCUUCAGAGAGAACAGAAUGGGUAUAGACCAAACUCAAAUCCUGUAGGACAAGGCAUUCGACCUCCUGCAGGUGGAUGCAGCAGUUCCAUAGGUGGCAUGAGUAUGUCCCCAAGCCAAAGCUUACAGAUGCUGACCAGCAGGUCCUAUGGCUUGGCAGAUCCCAGCACCACAGGGCAGAUGAGUGGAGCUAGGUAUGGGGCUUCCAGUAACAUAGCUUCACUGACUACUGGGCCAGGCAUACAGUCACCGUCUUCCUACCAGAACAACAACUAUGGACUGAACAUGAGUAGCCCCCCACAUGGCAGUCCUGGUCUUGGCUCCAACCAGCAGAAUAUCAUGAUUUCACCUCGUAAUCGUGGGAGCCCAAAGAUGACCUCACAUCAGUUUUCUCCUGGUGCAGGUGUGCACUCUCCCAUGGGAACUUCUGGCAGUACUGGGAGCCACAGCUUUUCCAGCAGCUCUCUCAGUGCCCUGCAAGCCAUCAGUGAGGGGGUGGGGACGUCUCUUUUAUCUACUCUGUCUUCACCAGGCCCCAAAUUGGAUAAUUCUCCCAGUAUGAAUAUAACCCAGCCAGGUAAAGUGAGCAGUCAGGAAUCCAAGAGUCCCCUAGGCUUGUACUGUGAUCAGAAUCCAGUGGAGAGUUCAGGGUGUCAGUCAAAUAGCAGAGAUCACCUCAGUGACAAAGAAAACAAGGAGAGCAGUGGUGAGGGGUCAGAGAAUCAGAGGGGUCCUUUGGAAAGCAAAGGUCAUAAAAAAUUACUGCAGUUACUCACCUGCUCUUCUGAUGACCGAGGUCAUUCCUCCUUGACCAAUUCCCCCUUGGAUUCAAGUUGUAAAGACUCUUCUGUGAGUGUCACCAGCCCCUCUGGAGUCUCCUCCUCAACAUCCGGGGGAGUGUCCUCUACAUCCAACGUGCAUGGGUCACUGUUACAAGAGAAGCAUCGGAUUUUGCACAAGUUGCUGCAGAAUGGGAAUUCACCAGCUGAAGUAGCCAAGAUUACUGCAGAAGCCACUGGGAAAGACACCAGCAGCACAGCUUCGUGUGGUGAAGGAAGUGUGAAGCAGGAGCAGCUAAGUCCUAAGAAGAAGGAAAAUAAUGCACUUCUUAGAUAUCUGCUGGACAGGGAUGAUCCUAGUGAUGCACUCUCUAAGGAACUACAGCCCCAAGUGGAAGGGAUCGAUGGGAAAAUCAGUCAGUGCAGCAGUGCCACCAUUCCUAGCUCGAGUCAAGAGAAAGACUCUAAAGUUAAGACAGAAACAAACGAAGAGGGAUCUGGAGACUUGGAUAAUCUAGAUGCUAUUCUUGGCGACCUAACUGGCUCUGACUUUUACAGUAAUUCUGUAUCCACAAAUGGCAGUCAUUUGGGGACCAAGCAACAGAUAUUUCAAGGAACUAAUUCUCUGGGUUUGAGAAGUCCACAGCCUGUCCAGUCCAUUCGUCCUCCAUAUAACCGAGCAGUGUCUCUAGAUAGCCCUGUUUCUGUUGGCUCAAAUCCUCCAGUAAAGACUGUCAGCGCUUUCCCCAUGUUACCAAAGCAAUCCAUGUUGGGUGGGAAUCCACGAAUGUUAGAUAGUCAGGAAAGUUAUGGCUGCAAUAUGGGAGGACCAAACAGAAAUGUGACUGUGAACCAGACUCCUUCCUCAGGAGAUUGGGGCUUACCAAACUCAAAGGUCAGCAAAAUGGAACCUAUGAGUUCAAAUUCCAUGGGAAGACCAGGAGGUGAUUACAGUGCUUCUUUACCUAGACCUGCAGUGGGGGGCUCUAUGCCCACCUUGCCUCUUCGGUCUAAUAGCAUACCAGGUACAAGACCAAUGUUGCAGCAGCAGCAGAUACUUCAAAUGAGGCCUGCUGAGAUUCCCAUGGGAAUAGGGGUCAGUCUCUAUGGCCAACCAGCACCAUCUGCUCAACCAGGUUCCUGGCCAGAUGGCAUGUUGUCCAUGGAACAAGGACCUCACGGGACGCAAAAUAGGCCUCUUCUUAGGAAUUCCUUGGAUGAUCUCCUUGGGCCACCCUCUAACCCAGAAGGCCAGAGUGAUGAAAGAGCAUUGUUGGACCAGUUGCACACACUCCUGAGUAAUACAGAUGCCACAGGCCUGGAGGAAAUUGACAGAGCUUUGGGAAUCCCUGAGCUUGUAAAUCAGGGACAAGCUCUGGAGCCCAAGCAGGAUGCUUUCCAAGGCCAAGAAGCAGCAGUAAUGAUGGAUCAGAAGGCAGUAUUAUAUGGGCAGACGUACCCAGCCCAGGGGCCUCCUAUGCAAGGAGGCUUUAAUCUUCAGGGACAAUCACCAUCUUUUAACUCCAUGAUGAACCAGAUGAACCAGCAAGGCAGCUUUCCUCUCCAAGGAAUGCACCCUAGGGCCAGCAUCAUGAGACCCAGGACAAAUACCCCGAAGCAACUUAGAAUGCAACUUCAGCAGAGGCUGCAGGGCCAGCAGUUUUUGAAUCAGAGCCGGCAGGCACUUGAAAUGAAAAUGGAAAACCCCACCGCUGGUGGUGCUGCUGUGGUGAGACCUGUGAUGCAGCCUCAGAUGAGCUCCCAGGGUUUUCUAAAUGCCCAGAUGGUUGCCCAGCGCAGCAGAGAGCUGCUGAGUCAUCACUUCCGACAGCAGAGGGUGGCCAUGAUGAUGCAGCAGCAGCAGCAGCAGCAGCAGCAGCAGCAGCAAACCCAGGCCUUCAGCCCCCCUCCAAAUGUGACUGCCUCCCCUAGCAUGGAUGGAGUUUUGGCAGGACCUGCAAUGCCUCAGGCUCCACCACAGCAAUUUUCAUACCCACCAAGUUACGGAAUGGGACAACAACCAGAUCCAGCCUUUGGUCGAGUGUCUAGUCCUCCUAAUGCAAUGAUGUCAUCAAGAAUGGGUCCCACCCAGAAUCCCAUGAUGCAGCAUCCUCAGACUGCACCCAUGUAUCAGUCCUCAGAAAUGAAGGGGUGGCCAUCAGGAAACUUGGCCAGGAACAGUACCUUUCCCCAGCAGCAGUUUGCCCACCAGGGGAGUCCUGCAGCUUACAGCAUGGUGCACAUGAAUGGCAGCAGCAGCCACUUGGGGCAGAUGAGCAUGAACUCCAUGCCCAUGUCUGGCAUGCCCAUGGGUCCUGAUCAGAAAUACUGCUGAUAUCUCCACACUGGGACCUCUAAGGAAAUCACAAAUGAUACUGCACCAGGAUCAUUGGGAGGUAAAGAAUCAUUGUUCAGGCAUCCAGCUUGGAAGCAAGGACCAGCUUUGAUCUCCACUGUGGUAUUCCAAGUGAUGUCAUUUGAGCAGCACUGGAUCUUAAGCUGAAGCGCAAUAUCUACCUGUUUCCCCUCUUCUCUGUAUCAUGGUGUUCAAACAAAUAUUUUCAGCAUUCUGCUUCCUAGGGAUGCAAUUCUGGAGAUGAGUGUUCCUGAUCACAAAAUCCUCUUGUGUCAUGUCCUUCUGCCUUGUGAGCCUGAGUCUUUCAAAUAAAUGUAGGCGGGCUAGGGUUUUUCUAGUUGCAGGACUGGACAUAGCACAUAGUCCCAGCCUCCAAGUGUUUUUGUCACUACCAGCUAGUUCUAUGUUAUCUUUCAUACAGUGGAAUUGCCAUUGCCUCAUUUUGUCCUUCAUGGAUGGGGUUGAAUUGCCAUCUCCCUAGUUUUUGUAGUCCUUGGUUCUCCCAAUGAGGAUUUUCAUUUGGCUCUAAUGUCUUGUAAUAGUCCAGAAUUUGUCAUUGAUGUCAGAUGGCUUUGCAGAAGAGAAAAUGAGACGACAGUAUUUUAAUUGCAGCAGUGGCAAAAUUUUCAUAAGCUAAUGUGCAGCCAAAGUGCACUUUAUUUAAAAAGCAAUGGAUAAAUGCAAUAUUCUUGAGGUCUUGAGGAAUGGUGAACCACAUUCCUGGUUUUUGUCUACACUUGUUGGACAAGAACCAUGAUUUAAAAAAAAAAAAAAGUACUGGUGUCACCCUUUGCCUAUAUGGUAGAGCAAUAAUGCUUUUAAAAAAUUAACUUCUGAAAACCCAAGGCCAGGUACUGCAUUCUGAAUCAGAAUUUCGCAGUGUUUCUGUGAAUAGAUUUUUUUUGUAAAUAUGACCUUUAAGAUAUUGUAUUAUGUAAAAUAUGUAUAUACCUUUUUUGUAGGUCACAACAGCUCAUUUUUACAGAGUUCAUGAAGCUAAAUAUUUAACAUUGUUGAUUCAGUGAGCUCCAUGUUCUGAGGCUACAAACAGAAGAGACAUCCACGAAUCGUGGCCUAGGAGGAGGGGGUUAGUGCUCCACACCUUUUCCUCUUCCCCCAGCCUGGAUGCCUUGUUCUUCUCAAUCUCUUAAUCUAAAUGCUUUUAAAAGAGAUCAUUUGUUUAGAUGUAGGCAUUUAAUAUUUUAAAAAAUUCCUCUCCCAGAGUACUAAGCACUUUGUUAAUUUUGGGGGUAAGAAUAGAUAUGGGGAAAUGAAAAAAACAGGAAUUAUUAAAAAAAAAAAAAGUAAUUUGAUUUAAAAAA